AUGCACGCUACCAAGAUUCCCCCAGGUAUACCUCCGGAAUUGGCUGCCCCUCUCUUAUGCGCCGGAAUCGCCAUGUAUUCAUCGAUUAAAAAAACAAAGACACGCCCGGGCGAUUGGAUUGUGAUUCUCGGAGCAGGUGGAGGUCUCGGACAUAUGGGCGUGCAAAUUGCAGCUAAACAAGGACUUCGGGUUAUCGCGGUCGAUAAGGGUGAGAAAAAAAGACAACUUUGUCUAUCCUUGGGUGCUACAGAGUUUGUGGACUUUUCGGAAGUCGACACUGCCGAAGCUGUCCAUGCUAUCACAUCAAAUUUGGGUGCACAUGCGGUUAUAUGCACAGCCAAUGGUGAACGAGCGUAUGAACAGAGUAUGAAGAUGCUCCGUCGCCUUGGAACACUGGUUUGUGUUGGAAUUCCAAAUGUCCCAUUCAGGCUUCCCGUCACUCCACUGGAUAUGAUUGUCAAAGGUAUCAACCAACCCUGUCUCUCAAUUGUGGGAAAUUCUGCGGGGACUGCAGGAGAGAUGAAGGAACUUAUGGAGUUGGCUGUAGCGGGCGAUGUUAAAGCUCAUAUUGAGGUAUAUGAUCUAGCAGAUAUUGAGGAUGUCUUGCGGCGUCUCAAUAGUUCGGAGAUUGAAGGGAGGGCAGUCCUCAAGAUUCCUGCAUGA
This is a messenger RNA of Penicillium macrosclerotiorum, 663 nucleotides long. Its product is annotated as Alcohol dehydrogenase 1. The record is from RefSeq and is a predicted model, not a curated record. Bases 1 to 663 code for a protein of 220 amino acids. Lineage: Eukaryota; Fungi; Ascomycota; Eurotiomycetes; Eurotiales; Aspergillaceae. The transcript is spliced from 5 exons.